AGCGAGCUCGCGGUGCUUUCUUGAAGGCUCCCGCAUUAUUGUGCUCGCAUUUCUCGUGCGGUUGUCGACUCGGAACGUAUCCUCUAUCCUCUUAUCGCCGGGUAAUAUAAUUUCGGUUUUUGGAUACAUCAAAAUUCUUGUUACAAAAUGAUGAAAGUCUUGGUUCUGUUGAUGGUCAGUUUGAUCUGCGUCAUAAUUAAUGCUCAAGAGACGGCUAAUGAGAAACCAUUUUUCGGUCAGACGUUUGAUGAAAUUGUCGUGUCAUCAGACUUAAAUGUCAGAAGAAAAUCAAAAGAAAAUCGUCAAGGUAAAAGAUUAUCGAACGUGCCGUCAGGAACCACUGGUCCACCGGAAAAGCCAACUGCAAUUGCGUCCAGACUUGUUUCCGCCGAUGGAAGCCGUAUAACGCCGGAAAAAAGAGAGAAGCGUGGCAUUGUUACAGAGCGAAGGAGGUAUCUGGAUUUGGGCGUCGCGGGAUACUUGCUGAAAUCUCGGAAACGGUGAAAAUUCUAUCCCGAAGACAACCGCACGACCCUCCACACCCUCAUCUGUGAUCACACCUCUUUCGAUGAACUUUUAGGCCACGGUUCAUGUAAAAAAAGAAUAAUAAAAUUUUUCUGUGUCAUAAAA
Messenger RNA from Ooceraea biroi (clonal raider ant), 630 nucleotides. RefSeq lists its product as uncharacterized. Lineage: Eukaryota; Metazoa; Arthropoda; Insecta; Hymenoptera; Formicidae. The record is from RefSeq and is a predicted model, not a curated record.